Messenger RNA from Peniophora sp. CBMAI 1063, 1176 nucleotides. Lineage: Eukaryota; Fungi; Basidiomycota; Agaricomycetes; Russulales; Peniophoraceae. The record is from the annotation of a GenBank genome assembly.
AUGGUAUACCGACCUGCGCUCCCCUCCGAGCUCUGGCUUCUCGUCUUCCACUAUGCCGCAGAUUGCCCUAAGGCGCUCUACCCGGCCGACUAUACGCCCUUCGAGCCAGACUCUGAUGACAUGGAGGCCGCAGAGCAUAUGUCACUUGCGAUCAAGCGCGCUAUCGUACUCGUCUGCAGGCGGUGGCGUGACCUAGGCGAAGAACUUCUCUACGAGGGACUUCACAUUCACCAUGGCGUACCAGCACUGUGUGACUCCUUCGAGCACGGUCACGGCUGCGACCUCGCACGCCGCGUGCGCCGCGCCGUGCUACCCUAUACGCAGACGCAGACCCCGACAUAUCGCCCGGUUCCCGCGCUGUCGAUCCUCACGCACUGUCCACAUCUCGAAGUGCUUGUACGCCCGUGCGGCCGACGCGCCCUGUACCCUCAAUUCGAGUUCUCAACGGACGCACCGAAGCUGCCAGCGCUCAAACGCCUCGAAUGGUGGCAAGAUAACUCGGCAUGUUGCACGGGCGGAAUUAACUCGCUUGACGACGUCCUCAAGGCAGCGCCGCAUGUUCAAUAUCUUACGUUCGGCGGACAGAUGUUCAUCACCGCGCUGCGCCAGCAGCAGCGUCUACAUCUCCCGGAACUCCAUACGCUCCGGCUUCGCGCGGUGAACGCGAUAGCUAUCCGGCAGCUGUGUUUUUGGUCGACGCCCGUGCUCGACCAUCUCAUUCUUGACGACGCGCCCUCGAAUGCGGAAAUGCUCGACACUCUUUGGGAGAAUGUUGGCGAGCAGUUGCAGGCGGUUGAGCUUGGCCGCGACGAGCACUUCCGGUGCCACGAUUACGUGGCUACUGUGCUCACUGUCUGCCCUGGCGUGCGCGAGCUCAAUUGCCGUGUGCUGUAUACAGCGGCACCUUCCCUUGGAGACAAGUUUUCGGCGACCAUCCCUCACACAAGCCUCAACCGCAUCGGACUGCACGCCGUACACUUCCCCGCUGAGGCACCGGAGACGCUGUGGGAUCACCUCCGCGCGCAUUUCAGCGCAUAUUCGCGCGAUGCUUUCCCGGGGUUGCGCGAAUUCGCGUUAUACGGCGAGGAGUGGUCGUCAUUCUGCGCCGAUCCUCGUUUCCGCGAGAUUCAGUCCGCUGUGAAGGCUGCUGAAAGGACCAUCACGUUUGCCGCCUGA